Messenger RNA from Dendrobium catenatum, 852 nucleotides. Its product is annotated as 40S ribosomal protein S14. The transcript is spliced from 6 exons. NCBI's taxonomy places the organism in Eukaryota, Viridiplantae, Streptophyta, Magnoliopsida, Asparagales, Orchidaceae. Gene Ontology annotation, biological process: maturation of SSU-rRNA from tricistronic rRNA transcript (SSU-rRNA, 5.8S rRNA, LSU-rRNA); translation; ribosomal small subunit assembly. Gene Ontology annotation, molecular function: small ribosomal subunit rRNA binding; structural constituent of ribosome; mRNA 5'-UTR binding. The coding region runs from base 156 to 611 and encodes 151 amino acids. The record is from RefSeq and is a predicted model, not a curated record. Gene Ontology annotation, cellular component: cytosolic small ribosomal subunit; ribosome.
UUUGGUCCAUUAGCGCUCGCUUUAGGGUUGCUAAUAAGCCUUCGAGGUGAUGGUUCGGCUGAUUGUGCAUUUGUGCUUGGGUUGGGUGAGAACAGAUUUCUUCCGCCGCCGGCAUCGGCCAUCUCUAAUUCUCGCCGUCUUCUACCCGCUGAAAUAUGUCUGGAAAAAAGAAGAAUAGGGAGCCUAAAGAGGAAACUGUGACGCUGGGACCGAAAGUGCGCGAUGGUGAGAUCGUGUUUGGUGUUGCUCACAUCUUUGCUUCGUUCAACGAUACCUUUAUUCACGUCACUGACUUGUCUGGGAGAGAAACACUAGUGCGUAUCACAGGUGGCAUGAAAGUCAAAGCUGACAGGGAUGAAUCAUCUCCCUAUGCUGCUAUGCUUGCUGCACAAGAUGUUGCACUGCGUUGCAAGGAGCUUGGUAUUUCUGCGUUGCAUAUUAAGCUCAGGGCCACGGGUGGGAACAAGACAAAGACUCCUGGUCCUGGUGCCCAAUCUGCCCUUAGGGCACUUGCACGAUCAGGAAUGAAAAUUGGGCGCAUUGAGGAUGUGACCCCAAUUCCCACCGACAGCACCCGUAGAAAGGGAGGCAGGAGAGGGAGGAGGCUGUAGUUGCUUUGCAUCUAUUUUGUGGGUCUCCAUCUUUCAUAUAAAUUGCGAGAGAGAUCUUCAGUUUGCAUGAAUUUUCUGGUUAAAGUUGGCUUAUGCUUUGUUUUAGUUGUGAAAUCAGUUGAAUUCUCAAACCAUUUCUUCAAAGAGUAACACUACAUUUUGCAAAAAAUUUAUACCAAGUAUUAUUUUGAUGUCUUUUUUAUGAGUAUACCAAUUAAAUUUGGCUGUUUAACUUUUAUUU